CUAAAUAAAUCACAUUGAUAAAGAAAAAUAGACACUAUGGGAGUAGAAGAAGAAGAAGAGUCAAUGAGUAGGAGAAGCAGUCUCUCGAGUUUCCUCAAAGUCUUGUCUUCUUACAACUCCAAUGUCCUCUUAGCUGCUCUCGUCUUCCUUCUCUUAGUCGUCCUCUUCGUCUUGCUUCUCCAUUUCUACGCCCGCUUUUUCUGGUCGCACUCCGACCAAGAAUUCUCCUCCGCUCGACGCCGCCGGAGAAGAAGAAGAAGAACCGUCACAACUACAAGAAUCAUACCUCCAGCCCCACUCGGAGGUUUCGACGGUGGGGUUUCUCCUGCUACUGAUGCUGCUGCAACAAGCGAUGACAAAGGUUUGGAUUCUUCAGUGAUCUCUUCGAUUCCUCUGUUCAUGUACGACGAUGACAAGAAAGACGAAGAAGAAGAAGAGGAGGAGUGUGUGAUAUGUCUUGGUUUGUGGGAAGUGGGAGAGUUGGGAAGAAAGCUGAGAACAUGCGGACAUGGGUUUCACGUUGAGUGUAUAGACAUGUGGUUGUCUUCUCACUCUACUUGUCCUCUCUGUAGAUCCCCUGUUCUCGCCGUCUCCGAUCAAGAAAAUCUCAGACCGGUCAUCAACGACGAUGUCGAUGUACUGGAAGAAGAAGAAGAAGAAGAGGAGUUUAGACUGCAUUUGUUUCCAGACGGAGAAGAUGAGAAUGUCGCGUCUCUUGCUUUGAUGGAAGAUGAUCUCAAAACAGGGGUUGAUGACUGUAACGGUGUCGGAGAAGGAGAGGUUAGAAUUGAAGUGUUGGAUGAGGAGAUCAGCGGCGGAGGAUCAAGAGGCCAUCGGAGAUCAACGUCUUCGAUGGCGUCGAGUUCGUUGAAGAGGAUGUUGAGUAGUAGAAGUAGACCGGAGUGUAGCAAGGUGUUCCCGUCGGCGACGCAAGAUUCAUCUCCGUAAAAUUAAACAUAUAUAAAUAAAAAUCUUGUAAACAGUUUUGGAAAUGUACUAAAAUGAAUAAACAAAGCCUUGUAUUAAUCUAGUUGAUUAAGCUCUGGUUGAAGCUAAUGAUUAUGAUGACUUGACUU
Molecule: messenger RNA, 1076 nt
Organism: Brassica oleracea var. oleracea
Lineage: Eukaryota; Viridiplantae; Streptophyta; Magnoliopsida; Brassicales; Brassicaceae
Product: RING-H2 finger protein ATL63-like
Exons: 1
Coding region: 37-948 (303 amino acids)
Biological process (GO): protein ubiquitination
Source: RefSeq, a predicted model, not a curated record